AGAGAAAGUAUUGUUUAGGUUAUCUGCAAAGUGUUUUCAGGAAAAACCUGCUUUGGCAAAAUAUUAUUAACUCUAUAAUUAAUUAAUUUGUUUGUUAAUUAAAAAAUAAAGGCAAAUAUCCGCCUUGCGACUUACAACCGCUUCUGCAGAUACAUCCCACAAGCAAAAUCCAAAGCUAGAGAGAUGGGAGAAGAGCACGCCGUGAAUUCACCCCCCUUCGUCGUCACCGAUGGUAAAACCGUAGAGGAAUGCCAAGAAUUGAUUCGGAGAAGUUUAAAAAACCCAGUGGUGAAAUUCUUGAAGGAGCAUUUGGAGAAAGCUGGAUGUGCAUUUGGGGACAAUUUUAUCAAGGCUGUCCGUUGUGAUAAUUCCUCUGGUGGGAACUUUGCUCGUGGUGUAGGGAUAAGGGUGUGUAGUAAUCACAUGAGAACGCAAGAUGAUGUCAACCAAAUAGUUAUCCAUGAGCUAAUUCAUGCAUAUGAUGAAUGUCGUGCUGCAAACAUGAACUGGAAGAAUUGUGCUCAUCAUGCGUGUAGUGAGAUUCGUGCGGGCCAUUUAAGUGGUGAUUGCCACUUCAAACGAGAAUUGUUGCGCGGUUUCAUGAAGAUAAAAGGCCAUGAACAAGACUGUGUGAGAAGACGAGUUAUGAAAUCAGUGAUUGCUAAUCCACACUGCUCAGAGGCAGCUGCAAAGGAUGCCAUGGAAGCAGUCUGGGAUGUAUGUUACAAUGAUACGCAGCCCUUUGAUAGAGCUCCCUGAGGCCCCGUUAAAUCAUUGCCCAACCAGGCAGUCCCAAAAAAUAAGAAUCCGAGCAAAUGAUUGUUUUUGGAGCUGAGGUAAUGCUCUGUUUUUUUAUUUUUCGGGCAUUUGACAUACACAAACAUUGGAUUUCACAGUUCCUCAUGAAAUCGAUAUUUUAACUCAUUUACUUAGGAGAUUCCCUUUAAACUUAAUACUUUCUAUGAUUAGUCUUUAGCAAGAAGAAAAGAAUAAUGAGAGAACAUAUACUGGAUUGUAAAAAAUACUAUUUUCAUUAUUUUAACAAGAAAUUAUUUA
Mangifera indica (mango) is the source of this 1056-nucleotide messenger RNA. RefSeq names its product mitochondrial inner membrane protease ATP23-like. The transcript has 5 exons. The coding region runs from base 184 to 759 and encodes 191 amino acids. NCBI's taxonomy places the organism in Eukaryota, Viridiplantae, Streptophyta, Magnoliopsida, Sapindales, Anacardiaceae. The record is from RefSeq and is a predicted model, not a curated record. Gene Ontology annotation, biological process: mitochondrial protein processing; mitochondrial proton-transporting ATP synthase complex assembly. Gene Ontology annotation, molecular function: metalloendopeptidase activity. Gene Ontology annotation, cellular component: extrinsic component of mitochondrial inner membrane.